This is a messenger RNA of Globicephala melas (long-finned pilot whale), 5161 nucleotides long. It is a transcript of the gene SSTR2, whose product is annotated as somatostatin receptor 2. Gene Ontology annotation, cellular component: neuron projection; plasma membrane. The record is from RefSeq and is a predicted model, not a curated record. NCBI's taxonomy places the organism in Eukaryota, Metazoa, Chordata, Mammalia, Artiodactyla, Delphinidae. Gene Ontology annotation, biological process: cellular response to glucocorticoid stimulus; cellular response to estradiol stimulus; neuropeptide signaling pathway. Gene Ontology annotation, molecular function: neuropeptide binding; somatostatin receptor activity.
GAUGGCAGAGGUCGCGGAGCAAGUCUGGGUCGCCGGGCGCCACUCCAGCUGCCUGGAAUAGGCUGGGUGAAAUAGAACAGACUCUGUGAAAGCGGACGGAAGACAGCGCGUGUCCCUGCCACCGGUCUUGGGGAGGCCGAAAUCGCUCGACCCUUCGCGCCCCGCACGCGCGUCCCCUUCUACCCCGGGCGCCCACGACCUCCGCCCGGAGCCCCUCGCAGGAUUCUCGGUGCGGCUCAACCCUGUCCGCCCACAGGACCGGGAGGGCGGAGCGAGCUGCCGUGACGUAAUGGGGGGGCGUGGGGAAAUGAGCCGAGGGGCCCGCGCUCGGCACGGCCAGUGCAGGCGGCGCAGCCACCCGCGCGCGCGGUCCGUCACUCGCGCCCGGAGCCUCGGUCCGCGGCUCGGCGCCCGGGAUCUGUGGGCCCAGCGAGCUCUCGGCGGUGCGACUCGCGAGCGGAGCGGGCAGCUCUGGACGCCGAGCGCCGGUCAAGCGGCUGCGCACCCGGCUGGGUUGGGGACGGCCGCUGGGUGCCGGCGAACCGAGUUGGCGGAUUGCAGCGGAAAAGCAAAGAUGCCACAGUGGAUCCUUUGCCUCCAGGACCCGUGAAGGUGAGAGUAAGGUCUCUGGCUGGUGGGAACUAGCCUAAGCUGCCAGGCAGCCAUGGAUCUGGCAUACGAACUACUCAAUGGGACUCAACCUUGGCUUUCCUCUCCAUUCGACCUCAGUGGCUCCGUGGCUACAGCCAACAUUUCCAACCAAACAGAGCCAUACUAUGACCUGACCAGCAAUGCAGUCCUCACCUUCAUAUAUUUUGUGGUCUGCAUCAUUGGGUUGUGUGGCAACACGCUUGUCAUUUAUGUCAUCCUCCGCUAUGCCAAGAUGAAGACCAUCACCAACGUUUACAUCCUCAACCUGGCCAUCGCAGACGAACUCUUCAUGCUGGGUCUGCCCUUCCUGGCCAUGCAGGUGGCUCUGGUCCACUGGCCCUUUGGCAAGGCCAUCUGCCGGGUCGUCAUGACUGUGGAUGGCAUCAAUCAGUUCACCAGCAUCUUCUGCUUGACAGUCAUGAGCAUUGACCGAUACCUGGCUGUGGUCCACCCCAUCAAGUCGGCCAAGUGGAGGAGACCCCGGACAGCCAAGAUGAUCAACGUGGCUGUGUGGGGGGUCUCUCUGCUGGUCAUCUUGCCUAUCAUGAUAUAUGCUGGCCUUCGGAGCAACCAAUGGGGGAGGAGCAGCUGCACCAUCAACUGGCCAGGCGAAUCCGGGGCGUGGUACACAGGCUUCAUCAUCUACGCCUUCAUCUUGGGGUUCCUGGUGCCCCUCACCAUCAUCUGUCUUUGCUACCUGUUCAUUAUCAUCAAAGUGAAGUCCUCUGGAAUCCGAGUGGGUUCCUCCAAGAGGAAAAAGUCUGAGAAGAAGGUCACCCGGAUGGUGUCCAUCGUGGUGGCCGUCUUCAUUUUCUGCUGGCUCCCCUUCUACAUCUUCAAUGUCUCUUCGGUGUCCGUGGCCAUCAGUCCCACCCCAGCCCUUAAGGGCAUGUUUGACUUUGUGGUGGCCCUCACCUAUGCUAACAGCUGUGCCAACCCUAUCCUGUACGCCUUCUUGUCUGACAACUUCAAGAAGAGCUUCCAGAAUGUCCUCUGCUUGGUCAAGGUGAGCGGCACAGACGACGGGGAACGAAGUGACAGUAAGCAGGACAAAUCCCGGCUGAAUGAGACCACGGAGACCCAGAGGACCCUCCUCAAUGGAGACCUCCAGACCAGUAUCUGAACUGCCUGAAAAAUCAAUCAAUCAAGCGCCAAGCUCUGCAACCGGCUGUGUGCUCUGCACCCCACCCCCUUCCCUCCCUCCCCCAUCACCUGGCUUCUAGAAUAUGGAAGUGCUCAGCAUGAGUCCUCUUCAGAGAAUGGUGUUUGAGUCCGGCUUGUCUGAGUGAAUGACAAUGUAUUAAGCUGAUUACCUCCCCCUUAAAGUGAACAUUUCAAUGCAGGCAGACAAUGCAGAGUCUGGAGAGGUGAUCUUUGGAGGCGCUGAAGUUCCACAAAAACAGAAAACCCUCUGUGUGUGUGUGUGUGUGUUUAAAGCCCAAUCUGUAGUCUUGUGGUCUUACAUUCAUACUUGCCUGUUCCUAUCUAGUCCCUGUAGAGUCAUGACCUACGUUUCCUGAGUUCAUGUACACAAGUAGAAAGUUCAAAUGUGCAUAGUAUAGGUGGACAUUUAUUUCAAUAUGGUACCCGCAGGAAUGGACUUACCCUGAAGCCAAUAGAGUUUAAGCUUCAGGGGUCUCUCUUGCUUUGGCAGGAUGUUCACAUGGCCGUAUGUUUUUGGGAAAAAAAAAAAAAAAGAAAGUAAAAGUAUGGCCAUGCCACCUUGCUCACCCACAACAGACACACUAAACAUCGACCUUUAAUCCACGGAUUCCCUGGGCUACUCCUCAAGUACUGUUACAGACAGGCGCUUCACACCAUCAGUGACGUUUUUCUGUCCCUGAAAUUGUAGCUGGGCUUGUAUACAAGCAAUAAGAAAAGAGACGAUGCCCAUUUCAUUGGCUGAUCACAAUUUCCAGAGUACAAAGAAGGACACGCUCGGGUGUUUGCAAGGAUGCCAUCGUCUCUAGGUUUGUAUGAAAGCCUCACUCUCAGUGUCUCACGUAUCAAUUAUACCAUAUUUAGGAGUGAGCUUGCCUCUUCUGGCUCCCUAGGCAAGGGCUGCCUGACAGUUAGAAUGACUAAGAGCUCCACCUGUGGUUACGGUGCUGCUUUUCUUCUAUCUGCCUAUGUAACUCAUGCCACCUCAUUCCCAAAAGCACCGUGGCCCAGAAGAUAUGUUCAAUAAAUAAUGAUAGAUAAAUCCAAGCAAAAGUAAAGAGGUACAAUUGUAAGAUGAGACUAUCUGGAAAGUUGUUACACAAAACGCAUGCCAUAGGGACUUCCCUGGCAGGCCAGUGGUUAAGACUCUGCGCUUCCACUGCAGGCGGCGUAGGUUCAAUCCCUGGUCAGGGAACUAAGAUGCCACAUGCAAAAAAAAAAAAAAUGCAUUCAGUAAAAUCCCACAAGGUUACCAAAGGAAAGGUCAGCUGCAAGGUCAGCUCAGGACCUCUUAGCAGCCGCAACUAAUGGACAGUGACGCCCCCUCCUCCUCCCUUCUCCUCUUUCAUAACAACAAGAAAAGAUUUGCAAUGAAAUGCUUUAAACCCAACUUUACCAUUAUCGUAAUAUGUGAUGUUCCUGGGUCUUUGCAUAAACGCUGACGUUUACUUAGAGAAGUGAUUCCGAGGGACCAAGAAUAAUCCUAGCCUCCACUCAACAUGUAAUUAUGAAGACAGAUCGGCUGGAUGCCAGGAGAGAGUAAAAAGUGAUGUACUCCAUUGAUUUUAGGAUAUCUGAGCAUUUGGGUUAUGCAAGCUACUACUCACCUUCCAUUCUCAUGGGUGGUGAAGAGCGGUUUAAACCUAAGCGGAUGUAGUGAGAAAGGUAUCAGGAGAGAUGAUAGGACAUUGGGGCCUGUGUGGAAUAUGAUGUUAGCUUGUGUUUCAGUUAACACAGAGAGCUGAGUAAUAUUGGACAUGGGGUUGGAACUUUGGUGAGGUUCAUGCCAUAGCUUGGGACAGUCUAAGAGGACACGAGGACAAGGACACUGAAGGAUAGAAGGACGCUGCACUUCUUUCUUUUGCUUGUUUUUAUGAAGAAGAGAAGAGAAGGAGUCGCGCUCCAUUAGCUGUGACUGCUGGGCAGUUCUGAGUUGAACUCGUAGCUGAUCCUGAGUAAUCAUGUGUGAUUUUGCUGCGUGCAUUUAAAAAUUUUUUUAAUUGAAAUAUAGUUAAUUUUCAAAGUCAUUAAUUUCUGCUAUACAGCAAAGUGAUUCAGUUAUAUAUAUUUUUUAUAUUCUUUUCCAUGAUGGUUUAUCAUAGGAUAUAUAUAUAUUUUUUUAACAUCUUUAUUGGGGUAUAAUUGCUUUACAAUGGUGUGUUAGUUUCUGCUUUAUAACAAAGUGAAUCAGUUAUACCUAUACAUAUGUUCCCAUAUCUCUUCCCUGUUGUGUCUCCCUCCCUCCCACCCUCCCUAUCCCACCCCUCCAGGCGGUCACAAAGCACCGAGCUGAUCUCCCUGUGCGAUGCGGCUGCUUCCCACUAGCUAUCUACCUUACAUUUGGUAGUGUGUAUAUGUCCAUGCCUCUCUCUCGCUUUGUCACAGCUCACCCUUCCCCCUCCCCAUAUCCUCAAGUCCGUUCUCUAGUAGGUCUGUGUCUUUAUUCCUGUCUUACCCCUAGGUUCUUCAUGACAUUUCUUUUUCUUAAAUUCCAUAUAUAUGUGUUAGCAUACGGUAUUUGUCUGUCUCUUUCUGACUUACUUCACUCUGUAUGACAGACUCUAGGUCUAUCCUAUCAUAGGAUAUUGAAUAAGUUCUCUGUGCUAUACAGUAGGACCUUGUUGUUUAUCCCUCCUAUAUAUAAUAGCUUAUUGCAUGCAUUUUUGUGUAACAACUUUCCCUACAGUGUCAUCUUAUAAUUGUACCUCUUUUUGUUUUUGCAUAAACUUAUUUAUCUCUCAUAAAUGGUAGGCAGAGAAGAAGACGGAGGCUGGUGGCUGGGAAUUCAGAGCUGGCAGUGAGCUGGAGUCUGCUUACACAAACUCAUCCUCUCCUCCAAGACAGAAUACAGGUAUUGAAGCUUCCGGCCCCAGCUGCCCUAAGUAGGAGCCUCGUGCUGGAAACGCGUACAGCCUGGUCACUGACAAAGGCAGCAAGUAGGUGGCUGUCGAGGUAGAUGUUCGUAAUCAGCCCCACACGUGGCUGUCCAAUCAAGACCAUCAAGUUACAAUGAAAGACAGAAACGAACUUUGGCCUUGUUGAAGAAAGGUGGAAGAGAACCUUCAAAAGGUUCCUUAUAUGAGGCAGAAGGUCUGAUGAGUGUUUCUGAAACAUGCAUCACCACAAAAAAAAUCACAAUAUUUAGCGGACCAAGCAUUUGGGCUUAUAAGUAAUAACUUAUAAUCAGCCACUUUUCUAAUCCAUAUUUUUUGCCAGAUUCAAAAACACCAAAUUUCCUAUCAAACGUUCUAGCAAAGCAAACCUUCACCUAAGUAGUUGUUCUGCGUCUAAUAUGUUAGAAGCAAAACAACUUUCAUUCUCAUAGGCAGAGCCUCUAAUUUUUUUUUUU